AUGGCAGCAAAACAGGCAGGAAUUUCAUUGCUCAAGCAAUUAGCCAUCUCCGCUCAAACUGUGAGAAACGCUUUGAAGGCAGAAGUCAAGACCGCUGCUGAGAAAAGAGGUGUUACUGAUCUUAGAUUUGUUAAGAUCGAAGACGGAAAACAAAGCGAAGUUAAAGAAUUGAAAGCUAUUGACACAUAG
Lodderomyces elongisporus is the source of this 189-nucleotide messenger RNA. RefSeq lists its product as uncharacterized. The coding region runs from base 1 to 189 and encodes 62 amino acids. Lineage: Eukaryota; Fungi; Ascomycota; Pichiomycetes; Serinales; Debaryomycetaceae. The record is from RefSeq and is a predicted model, not a curated record. Gene Ontology annotation, molecular function: proton-transporting ATP synthase activity, rotational mechanism. Gene Ontology annotation, biological process: proton motive force-driven ATP synthesis. The transcript has a single exon.